AUGUUACUGUCUGACAGUCCACCAUCCAUACUCCACCCGGUGUUCAAUGCGGCUCAGCCGUUUCCCCCGCUCCCUGAUAUCAACAAGGAGAACAUUCGGACGCAGGUGUUUACGCAUCGCUCGUAUUAUGGACGCCCGAAUCAUGUAUUCGAGGACCAUCCACAGGACCCGAGUCCAGACAAUGAAAAGUACGAGCAUCUCGGGGACACCGUGUUAGGUCUGGUCGUGACCAAUCUCCUCUUGGAGAUGUACCCCAACUUGCGCGUUGGGCCAUCUACAAAAAUCCGAGCCUUGGUCGUAGGCAACUCAACCCUUGCUGACAUCUCGCGUAUGUACGACCUACCAGCAAGACUGCGUCUGCAUCCUGCUCAGGCGAUUACCCUACGCGCUUCCGUCAACAUUCAAGCCGACGUCUUCGAAUCCUACGUGGGCGGGCUCUAUCUCGAGCAGGAUCUGCCGGGCGUCCAGCCCUGGUUGAAAGCCCUGUUUGCACCUUACGCGACUGAGGCUUACAGACGUGUGCGGGAGCAACAUCGUCUCCCACCCCUUCCGAUGAUCGAGCUUGUCGCGCCUGAGUCAGUUCUGUCCUCGCCCCCGCCCUCGCCCCCUCAUCCCCGCCCCGGCGCCACCCCCACGACCAUAGGCCACCUUGCGCUGUUCAAUCAGCAGCUUCAGAAGGCCAACAGGAUAGUCGAGUGGAUCUACUCAGACGGGACUGGUGAAGGCACGAAAACGACUCCAAUUUGGAUCGUCAGAUGCGAAGUAGAUGGGGAAGUUUACGGUCGCGGACAAGGUGGGACCAAGAAAGCUGCCCGAAAUGAGGCUGCCAAGGAAGGCCUGAAGAAAAUGGGCAUCGAAGUCUAA
This is a messenger RNA of Suillus subalutaceus, 864 nucleotides long. Its product is annotated as ribonuclease III domain-containing protein. The record is from RefSeq and is a predicted model, not a curated record. Bases 1 to 864 code for a protein of 287 amino acids. NCBI's taxonomy places the organism in Eukaryota, Fungi, Basidiomycota, Agaricomycetes, Boletales, Suillaceae. Gene Ontology annotation, molecular function: ribonuclease III activity; double-stranded RNA binding. The transcript is spliced from 5 exons. Gene Ontology annotation, cellular component: nucleus. Gene Ontology annotation, biological process: regulation of gene expression; rRNA processing; primary miRNA processing.